Brassica oleracea var. oleracea is the source of this 1447-nucleotide messenger RNA. Its product is annotated as probable trehalose-phosphate phosphatase I. The record is from RefSeq and is a predicted model, not a curated record. Gene Ontology annotation, molecular function: trehalose-phosphatase activity. Gene Ontology annotation, biological process: trehalose biosynthetic process. The transcript is spliced from 12 exons. Lineage: Eukaryota; Viridiplantae; Streptophyta; Magnoliopsida; Brassicales; Brassicaceae. The coding region runs from base 104 to 1186 and encodes 360 amino acids.
AUCUUCAUCAUCCACUCCAUCUCUUUCUUUUUUUUCUCUCCCUUAAAUCUCAGUUUAACUUUGAUUCAAGUACUAAUUUCACCUUGAGCCCUAUUUUUCUAAAAUGGUGAGCUUUGUCGUGGAGAAACCACAGAGAAUGUCAAACGGUGUCGUAUCAGAGACCACAAGGUUAAGUAUCAUCCCUAACAACUCUUCCUCUGCUCAGAAAACGCUUCUCAAGAACCUCGAGAUCAUCAAUGGUGGACAAAGAGUCAACGCUUGGGUCGAUUCAAUGCGGGCUUCUUCUCCUACUCAUCUCAAAUCACUGUCUUCUUCUGUCUCCUCCGAGAAACAUCUCAGCUCAUGGAUCAUGCGGCAUCCUUCAGCAUUAGAAAUGUUUGAGAAGAUCACAGAGGCUUCAGGAGGGAAACAAAUCGUAAUGUUUCUUGAUUAUGACGGUACUCUCUCUCCCAUCGUUGAUGAUCCAGACAAAGCUUUCAUGUCAAGCAAGAUGAGAAGAACUGUGAAAAAACUGGCUAAAUGUUUCCCAACUGCAAUAGUUACCGGUAGAUGCAUAGACAAGGUGUAUAACUUUGUGAAGCUGGCUGAGCUGUAUUAUGCUGGCAGCCAUGGCAUGGACAUUAAAGGUCCAGCAAAAGGUUUCUCCAGACACAAGAGGGUUAAACAGUCUCUGUUGUACCAACCAGCCAGUGACUAUGUUCUCAUGAUCGAUGAAGUCUAUAAACAACUCUUGGAGAAAACUAAAUCAACUCCUGGAGUCAUAGUAGAAAACCAGAAGUUUACCGCUUCUGUGCACUUUCGUUGCGUGGAAGAGAAGAAAUGGAGCGAACUGGUUCUACAGGUUCGGUCGGUAUUAGAGAGAUAUCCUACGCUCAAACUGAGCCAAGGUCGGAAGGUUUUCGAAAUCCGUCCUAUGAUCGAUUGGGAUAAAGGAAAAGCUCUUGAGUUCUUGUUAGAGUCACUUGGGUUUGGGAACUCUAACAACGUUUUCCCGGUUUACAUCGGCGACGAUCGGACCGACGAAGAUGCAUUUAAGAUGCUACGAGACAGGGGUGAAGGCUUUGGCAUACUUGUCUCCAAAUUUCCCAAGGAUACAGAUGCUUCGUAUUCUCUGCAAGAUCCGUCCGAGGUGAUGAAUUUCUUGCGACGAUUGGUGGAGUGGAAACAAAUGCAGCCAAGAAUAUGAAGGGGAUGUAUAAUAAAUGAGCUAGUGACAAUGUUCGAAAUAUUUAAUGCCAACCAAUAUGUAUAUGGCUAACCUUUCAUGGAACGUUGUAGAAGGUGGGGAAAAAUCUUUCUUUAUAUGCCCCCUAAGGCUAAUGUUCUUGUUCAUCGCAUUUUGUUUUUGUAAGAAAAAAAAGAUGAACAAGACUAUAGGUGGCAAAUUGUUUUCGACUAAAUCUACUAAGUUUUAAUUAUCUUCGUAAAUAUGCAGACGCAUGUCAAU